Molecule: messenger RNA, 1614 nt
Organism: Pseudomassariella vexata
Lineage: Eukaryota; Fungi; Ascomycota; Sordariomycetes; Amphisphaeriales; Pseudomassariaceae
Exons: 1
Coding region: 1-1614 (537 amino acids)
Molecular function (GO): S-methyl-5-thioribose-1-phosphate isomerase activity
Source: RefSeq, a predicted model, not a curated record
AUGGCGACCAACCAGGCCAAACACGCCGACAGUGCAAUCAAGAAACGCGCAGUAGCUGGCUCGUUUCUCUUCAGGUUCCCAGACAAAAACAAUGCCAAGAAAGUGGAAGUGGCCCUCUUCAGACGUAGCAGCAAGGUGCGCACUUACCAACAUCGUCUCGCCCCCAUCUCCGGCAGCGUCGAGGAGGACGACGCCAACCCAAUCGCCACCGCUUUGCGCGAGAUCCACGAAGAGACGACGUUGACUCUGCCCAAGUCAAUUGAGCUGAUGCGCAUGGGCAAGCCGUACUCGUUCGUCGAUUCCGAUAUCGGCCGGGAGUGGUCCAUCAACCCCUUCGCCUUCCGCCUCAAGUCCACCGCCGAGGGUGGUGCAGGCGAGGAGGGCAUCACUAUCGACUGGGAGCACGAGGGCUGGGAGUGGUACGACCCGCUGCAUGUCAAGGACAGGGAUGAGUUUGGCGGCGUGCCCAAGCUGGUCAACAGCCUGCGGCGCGUGUGGCCCGAGUACGACCUUGGCGCAGAAGCCGGCAGUGCGUUGACGCAGGGGUUGCUCGAACUCCGCCAUGAUCACGAGAGCGGUGCAAGGCAGCUUGCUGCGAAGGCCGUGGCCGUUCUAAGGGAGGUAGUGUACAAGAUGGGCCUGGACGCGGUGGCACGGGAUGAGGCGGCCUGGUGGGGAAAUGUGCGCAUGACGGGCUGGCAUCUAUGGAGAAACGGGAGAGAAAGUAUGGGUGCUGCCAUCGUCAGCGCUUUGGUCGAUGUGCUUUCCAGGGUCGAAACUUGCAUAAAAGAGGAGCGCUCGCCAGACGAUAAAUUACGGACGGCUCUCGAGGUGGUAGACGAACACCUCGCUCAACGCGACUCUACCGUGGGCCGCAUUUGCGAGUCCUUCAUCAAUUACCUCUCGUGCAAUGUGCUCCUUGAUGGUCAAGCAGCGCCAAAGAAAACCUUGAAAGUUCUCACGCUCUCGCACAGUUCUACCAUUGCGAGUUGUCUCCUCGCGGCGGCAUCUGAUUUGGAUGUCUCCCUAGACCUUCGCAUCCUCGAAUCUCGGCCCUUAUGCGAAGGAGUCACCCUAGCGUCAAGAAUUAUUGCAGAGACCGUCAAGAACAAGAACGUCAAAGUCAACGUGACGCUGUGUUCUGACGCGUCAGCCGCCAUGGCCGCCGACGGUAUCGACAUGCUCCUUCUCGGAGCCGACAGGAUCAGCGCCGCCGCCGACGUAAGCAACAAGACGGGCUCGCUGCCUGCCGUUUUAAGCACCAAAUACAUGUCCCCUAAUGCCAAAGUUGUCGUGCUAAGCGAGGUGGACAAGGUCGCUGGACCCGGGGCCACAGGUGAACACGUUGUUGAAGAUAACGACUCGGGAGAGCUCGUGGUGGGGUGGAAGGACGCGGUGAAAGGGGGAGAUGCGAUUGCCAAUUUCCUGGAGGAAGAUGGUUUCAAUGGAGAGAAUAAACAGGCGGUGCGGGUCAGGAAUGUGUACUUUGAAUGGGUUCCUGCACGAUUAGUGAGUGCUUAUGUAACGGAUCAGGGAACUUGGGCGGUGGAUGAGAUUAAGCGCAGGUCCGAUUGGGUUGGAAAGGAAUCUGAGAGGUUAUUUGGAAACCUAUAA